AUGGCUGACCAGUACAGUAUGUUUCUCACCACGGCACCCCCCCUCCGACGAGGAAGCACACCCCUUCCUGUCAAGCACCAGCUGCGGAGAGAAGAAGCCGUAUCAGACGACUGUGAUUGGAUCCCAGGAUUGGAUGAACCUGCCACAUUGCCUAUCAGCGACACAACAUUGCCUCGUGAUGAAUCGUUCAAUCAAACGUCAGCAGCACAGUCAACCUACCACAGUCAUGGGGGGGCACUGAAGAUUGUGCUACUAGGACAGAAUGGCGUGGGCAAGUCGUCAUUGGCCUUAUCACUGGCUGGCCAGUCGGACAGAUCCCUUUCUGUGGACUCUGAGACCCAAGCUUGUGGUGAGGGCUACGAGUGCACAGUCACAGUUGACGACGAGGACAGCAAAGUCAUCAUUUUUGACAAUUGGAAACAGGACCUGUCCACUCUACAGUGUGAUGUGUGUAUCCUGGUCUUCUCCGUGACUGAUAGGCGAAGUUUCCAUCGCACUGCACAGCUCCGCCUUCUCCUCAGGGAGUCACAACCUCACACGCCAAUCAUCCUGGUGGGCAACAAGAGUGACCUUGUCCGCUCCCGUGAAAUCAGUGCUGAGGAGGCCCAAUCCAGCGCCAUGAUGUUCGACUGCCAUUACCUUGAGCUCUCAGCGUCCCUGGAGCACGGCACUAAUGAGCUGCUCGAGGCGGCUGUUCGGGCGGCAAGAGGCGACAGUUUAGGGCCCAACUGGACUGACGGUGACCCUGGUUCUGGUCGCAGAGAAAGCCUGACCAGCCGGGCCAAACGUUUUCUGGCAGGGCUAGUUCCACGCUCCUACGGACGAGAACGUGACAGGGGACGGUACCGAGAGAUGAGCCGCCAUCGGGGCAGCAAAAUCCUUCGCCAGAAGUCUCGAUCCUGCCACGACCUCAGCGCACUGUGA
Nerophis lumbriciformis (worm pipefish) is the source of this 924-nucleotide messenger RNA. Lineage: Eukaryota; Metazoa; Chordata; Actinopteri; Syngnathiformes; Syngnathidae. The record is from RefSeq and is a predicted model, not a curated record.